Messenger RNA from Gopherus flavomarginatus (Mexican gopher tortoise), 6990 nucleotides. RefSeq names its product leucine rich repeat containing 14 (gene LRRC14). The record is from RefSeq and is a predicted model, not a curated record. Bases 69 to 1604 code for a protein of 511 amino acids. NCBI's taxonomy places the organism in Eukaryota, Metazoa, Chordata, Testudines, Testudinidae. Gene Ontology annotation, molecular function: protein binding. Gene Ontology annotation, cellular component: cytoplasm. The transcript is spliced from 4 exons.
GGGGCCUGGCCGGUGGGGAGACGUGGUUCUAUGAAGCUGGGGCUCUGGCUUGCUGCCUCCCUGCAGCCAUGCACUCCCUCGUGUUCCUCUGUGCACAGAAGGUGGUUUCCCACCACUCCACGGUGCGCGGUGCCUUGGAGUUCAUCCCAAAGGAAUUGUAUCCAGUCUUGUUCAAGGCAGCUUUCAUGGACAAGAGGACUCUUGUGCUGCAAGAUCUGGUGCAGACAUGGCCUUUCCCGGUACUCAGUUUCCAGAAGCUUUUGCGGAAGUGUCAGCACUGUGACCGUGCUCUGCUCCAGGAAAAGCCCAACAAGCUGUGUGUGCAGACUGUCAUCCUGGGAGUGGUGGCCUACCUGAAUGAGGCUCUCGAAGACCAACUCCACAGCCAAAGCAAGAGGCAGCGCCUGCAGGUUCUGGACAUGACGGGGCUUCAGGACGAUGGAAUAGACCAGGGCCCAGAAAGCAUGAGCCUGUGGUCCAGGACGGUGACCCUGGCGAAAGCGUGCAUUGACGUUUCCAAGCACCAGAGCAAGUGCACCAAGCGCACCUCGAAGCGGAGGAAGGGCCCCUACAGCAGCUCGGUGGCUCUGCCGCCGCCACGGCCCGUUUCUGUGGAAGUCCACGUGGAUCUCUUUGUGAACAGCACCUCUUACGGAGUCCUUAAAGAUGCCUUGCAGAACAACGCUAACAGCAUGCUGCGGCUGAAAUGCCGGGACUUCCGGGCUGAGGAGCUGCCCAUUGCAAGUACCGUGGGGCUCCUGGAGUUCCUGGAUCCCACAGCUGUUCGGCAGGUGGAUCUGAGAUUCAAUAACCUGGGGCUGUCUGGCCUGAGGGUGAUUCUCCCGCACAUGGCAAAAUUCACCAACCUGGUCAGCCUGAAGCUGCCCUACAGCAACAUUGAUGUGAGGCGGCUCUCAGCGGGGAUGGAAGGAAGCCUCCACUACUUCGCCACCCAGCUCAGUAGAUUGUCCUGUCUCAAGGAGCUGAAUUUGGGCUCCUCCAGGCUUUCCGGGAAGCUAAGGCAACUGCUGGGCAAUUUGCAGGGUCCCUUGGAAAGCCUGGAGCUGGCCUUCUGCUACCUGCUCCCCAAUGACCUCGCCUACCUUUCACAAAGCCUUCACACCCCCACCCUGAAGAAGCUGGACCUCAGCGGCAACAACUUGUCUGACUCGCUUCUCCAACCCUUCCAGCAUCUCCUAGAAGAGGCCUCCUCAUCCCUUCUCCACCUGGACAUCAUGGAGUGCCGCCUGAUGGAUAUCCAUCUGGAAUCACUUCUCGCCGCCCUGUGCCGCUGCUCUCAACUUCGCUACUUGGGGGUGUUUGGCAACCCCCUCUCUACACGGGGGCUGAAGAACUUGCUGCAGAGGACCAUGGGCCUAUUGUACUUGCAGCUCGUCAUUUACCCCUACCCUGUGGACUGCUACAGUGAGACCCUGCCAUGGCCCCCCACCUCCUCUAACCUCUUGAAUGGUUCUGUGGAUGAAGAGAAGUUUUCCAGGGUGAGCGCUGAGCUGCAACAGAUGCUGCUGACUGCAAGCAGGACUGAUGCCGUCUGGACCACGAACUUAUGCAGGCACAAUACCUUAGAUUACUUUAAUUUGUAGCUCACCAGGAAUGCAAAACAAAGGAGAAAACAAACUGAUCAGGCUUUUCAUUUUUAAUGCCCCUUCAAAGUUGAGCAGUUCAGUGGACGCAGCAACAACACUUUUAUACACAUUUUUAACAGCAUCUGUUUAGAGCAUGAAUUCAAAUGGAAGUUCUCUUCUCUCCUUCUGCACCUCCGUUCAGUAAAGCUGAGAUUAAAGCUGCCAUGGUUUAUCCCAGAUAGUGCCACUACCUUAUGUAGGUUCUUACAUGCCCCUUACAUGACUUUAGUGUAGCCCUGCAGAAUUCUUAGCAAAGUGUACUAGUCACAGUACAAAUGCAGCAACCUAACAAUUAGAAGGCCCCUUCUAAAAACACUGAUCCAUUCCUAGCUUCUGGGCAGUCUACUCUUUCUCUGCAUGGAUUAUCUCAUCUGAAAAACCCUCUUUCCACUUCUCUUCUAAUGUAUCCCAUCAUUCUCUCACGUGUGCGUAGGGCUUAGAAAUGUUACCAGUCAUGUAGUAGCCAGAGCACUAAACUCACUAGCCACAAAGAUGUGAAAGGUGGGGAGACCUAUAUUUAGGGACAGCUCUACUGUACUCCUGCUUGGCUUUAUGGCUGCUGCAAGUGGGGUGUCUUGUGCUACUCUGUCCUUCCCCCAGCCUUCACUUUGGAGUCCUCCUGUGAACUGAAUAUUUCCUCCAUCUCUGCUGUUGCAUGGAGCUUUCCUAAGAUGUAACAAAAUAAAAUUGGCUCAGUUCUUAUCCAUUUCACAGCUGCUUGCAGAAUAUAGUAGUGGUGAGACUGACAACACCCCUGUUGGUUUUCACUCUGCUGCAAGUGCGUGGAAGAUCUGAGUAACAGCAGAGGCAUCGGAGUGGUAUGCAGACUGACUGUUUACACUCCCCUUGUACGCAGAGAGCUUCUUCACAACUAGAAACUUUUUUUUUUUUUUUUUAAAUGAGAGGUUAGAUCCUGCAGAAGAUGAUUCAUGCUCCCUGGUAUACUUACCAGCCAUGGGCAUGUGGUAAGCCAGGAUUGGUAAGGAAUGAUGUCCCUAGCCUCCAAACAUCCAAUAGGGAAUGAUCCUUCAUUAGCUGAGAGGGACGUAAUUGAUCUCUUCCAUCUACCAUAUGCUCUCGGCUUCUGCAUACCAUUCCACGCUCAAGCUGUGUGGCUAUCCAGUUACCUUCUGGGGUGGGUUUGUUGCUACCUGUCCAACUUAUGACUGGAAGUGGCUUCUUUCUUCCCUGGUCUGUAAAAUCCCACAAGAUUACUUUCAUGGCCUUCUGCCCUGUCUACCUGCAUAGUCAUCUUAUCACUCCCUUCUAGCUUUAACUCAGGCUGAUUCUUUUCUACUGCACAUAACUUGACACCUUCACCAAUCCUCUCUUGACCAGUUAAACUUCUGACCUCAUUUUAACUCCCAUCAGCUUAAAGUCUUCAAGCCCCACCUGUUUCUCUUGGGCAAAAGGACCUCCCUCCCAUCCAACUCCAUUUCCCCUCUUGACACAUACUUGUGGUUUGUUUUUUCUGUCUGGAACUUUGGCAUCAGAAUCUGAACUCUCCUCUUCUUCCCACAUCCUCUAUGGCUGCAUAUUUGCUUAGAUAAACUUCUUUGUUCUGGCCACUUUGAGGGAAUAAUCAUGCCCAAUGGGGGGUUAAUUUUGUGUGAGACUGCUGAGCUAAGGGACUUUGAAAGCUGGUAACUCAUUCCUUCAGCACAUUACCCAUGUCAGUGUUACCUGGGCUGCCCCUCUGCUUAAAUUCUCCUGUUACUUUAGCCAGUGAAUGCAGCCCGUUUCCAAAAUCCACUCACAUCUACAUAUAUCCUCUGUUUAUCAACCCCAUCCUCAAACAACUCUGCUAGAUCCUUGAGCAUUCAAGAUCCAUUUAAAAAAUAUGCUUUGUACAAACCCUACCCAAAAUGCCCCUGAAAAGCGGCGUCACGAAGAGGCAUCGCCCCCGAAAUGCCACUGAUUUUUGGUGGCAACGCCUCUUGACGUUACCGCUUCUUGGCGGCAUUUCGGCAGAUGCUUGUCCACUAGCCAUGGUCCUUGGUGGCUUGUUGUCUGGCGCCCGCCACCUGGGAAAGGUUGGGGACCCCUGCUUCAGAUGAAAGGCAUGCUACAAGAUAAAGUGUCUUAUGACCUGGGGACUUUCUCACUGGAACAGCUAUUUAACUAGCUGCCCUUUGACAGAGGUCGCUCUGCUGCUGCUGGACACACCUGUUUGAAUCAAGACUGUGUCUUGGAGCCCGUCUCUUUCUACCACCUCCCCCUGUGCUAGUGACAUGGAAAACAAGCACAAUGUCACAUUGACAGUGAUGACAUCGCUGCAGGAGCCACUAGCAACAACACAGUGUGAGCGCAAAGCCUUGGUUUCAGUAAGAGCUCUGGCCAUUAGAAUCAUAGAAAUGUCGGGCUGGAAGCGACCGUGGGAAACCAAGUCCAGCCCCCUGCACUGUGGCAGGACCAAGUAAACCUAGACCAUCCCUGACAGGUGUUUAUCCAACCUGUGUUUAAAAUCUCCAAAUGAUGGGGAUUCUAACAACCUCACUUGGAAGCCUGUUCUAGAGCUUAACUCCCCUUAGAGCUGGAAAGAUUUUCCCAGUAUCUAACCUAAAUCUGCCUUGCUGCAGAUAAGGUAGGACAAGUAAUGGGCCUGCAGUGGACAUGGAGAACACUUGAUCCCCAUCCUUUUUAUAACCACCCUUAACAUAUCUGAAGACUGGUAUCAGGGCCCCCGUCACUCUGCUUUCCCCAUGACUAAACAUGCCCAGUUUUUUAACCUUUCUUCAUACUUCAGGCUUUCUAAACCUUAGAUCAUUUUUGUUGCACCCCUCUGGAUGCGCUUCCCAUUAUCCCCAUCUUUCCUGAAGUGUGGUGCCCAGAACUGGACGCAGUAGUCCAAGUGUUACCCUGUGUGGGACGAAUAAAGUGAGAAGAGAUUAGUGUUUGAAGUCAGUGAGUUACAGUCUGGCUCCUUCUUCCCUAACUCCCCUAGCAGUGGGCCUCCUGUGUGCCCUCAGCCCCAGGAGCUCUCCAGAGCUCCUAAACCUUUAGAGCAGGGGAAGUCACCUUUGAGGGCAUGCUACUAGUCCUGUCUAUCUACAUGAGCUGGGACGCAUGCUCCCAGCUCUGGUGCAGCUGUAUCCUAAGUGUGUCUUCCUCUCUGUCUGUCAGCUCCCACCCUUGGCCUUGCCUACCUCUCCCUCUUUCAUCUCCUCCUGCUUGCUUCUCCCCACGCUUUUAUGCUGCCCCCAAGUCUAGAACGGUCCCCAAUAUUGACUCCCCUCACAUCUGACAUCUUUGGGCAUCUCCAUCACUCAUCAUCUCUGCAGCCCCCUCUAUGCCUGUCCUCACGCCUGCUCUUAAGAGAUUAAGUUCACUCUCUUGCCUAGCAAUCUGCCCUGUCCUCUCUGGUCUGUCUUUUCAUCCUGUCUAUUUCAGAUGUAUGGAGCAGGCGCUCUGUUUUAUGGCUGUGCACAUCAAUUUUAUUAGACCCCACUACAGUGAUUAAAUCUUUUUCAUUCCCUUCCCAUCAUGGACUACUAUGAGCCUCUCACUCCAGCCGAGUGCAGUGGUGCUACUGAUGGUUCAACCAGUGUUUAUUUUUGGAAAUGAUCUUGCAUUUGUACAGUACCCUCACAGUUAGAAGGAUCUAAUGGUGUUUUACCAACUACAUACAAGAAAUUAUUUCAUCUGUUGAUGACAUGCAACCACCUCUGGGGUGAAACACCAGCCAUUCAACAGUGCAGCAACCCAUUAGGACAUAAGCGAAGAAUGCUGUGUCUGUUUAAAUCAGAGGAGGGGAUUCAGGGAGGCAGAAAAUAAUUGCAGGAGGCGGAAUUUGAUCAGUACACUGGUGUUUCGACGCUUGGAGAAAAGCACUGUGAGAACGCAGCAGGAACUUGGUUUUGUGUGUCCUUGGAAAAGGGAUUGCCAUGUUUUCAGCUGCGAGUGAAGUCUGCAAUAGCCAAUUCUCCAACCAUUGGAAUGGUAGGAGGGAACUAGCCCUUUGCAUGUCAAACAGUUAGUUGGGUCAGGGUAGAGGAGAGUUUCCUCACAUCUACAAAUCAUUGCCAGAGAAACCAGGCAAUCUGCUAUUUCAAGUCUUAGUCCAAGGGGCCAAACAUUCAAACAGCAACAUGCUGUAUCCAUUCAAAACCAAACAGCAAAGCAUACCCUGCUCCAUGAUGCCCUAUGGGACACUCUCCCAAUCCAGUCUUUCCAGAGGAUGUUUGGGGGCUGUGCCUGUAAGUUGCAGUCAUGAUUAUGAGACCAAACUGGACUGCAGUGGAGAACAGUCUGAAGAGCAAUUGCUGUGGAUUAACAAGUCCCAAAGAAAAGGGAAAGUUUGCUGUCCAAAGCAAAGCUGUACUGAUAUUAAUGCUCCGUGCUCGACAUGACUCCGCUAAAGGCGUUAGCUUCCAUAAGGCAGAAGCUGCCAACAGUUGUCUCACUUUUUUGGGACAUGGUCAGCCAAUGCGUAUGUUCAGAUGAUGUAAUAGCUUCUAACUUGUGUCUCAUUGGUUAAAAGUGUUGUUGCUUGCUAUUGUCCUGGAGAGUUACAGGGGUAAAGUUGGACAGAGAUCCUCUUUCUUAUCCAGUUCAGCCAAACUCAUUAAAUGCCGGAAUGGUUUUUCUAAUUCUCCUCUGCACUGUGGAUUGGUAUGGUCCAAAACCUCUAAGUCACUUCUCAGGGCCUAGAAUUGAGGAUGACGUGAAAUUACUGAUUAGCUGAGAUUCUUAGGGCACUAGCCUGAGCAAUGCUUAGCCAUUUCCAAUGCAUUUGGGCCUAGACGUGGCCAUGUCAUCCCCUCGCUCUUGCCAGGCUGUGAAGAAGGCUGCACAUUGGGUUUAGAAAGUGAUAUGCUAGUGAACUAAUCUUGAGCAGGCAGUUCAGGGAUGUCUGCCACAGUGAUACACAAAACCAGUGCACGCAGUUCAACAUUAUUAAUGAUAAAAGGCAUCUGUUUAAUCUCAGAAUAAUCUACAGAGCAACAUCCAGUGUCUGUUCAUUCUCCUGAAUGAUUACAAGGAAGGACAAAAUGCAUUAAAUCCUUAGUCCAGCCUUUAAAUUAAUGUAUUUAAAAUGAUCUAACCUGGAAUGAUAAAUUGGUUCAGAAAUACAUUCCAAUCGAUCAGACGGUGUUUCCAUUAUGUAUAAGAUUCAGUACUUUUAAUCCUCUCCAAUUUUCUGUCACACAAGGGAGAGCUAGUUCAUUUCAAGGAAAAUUUAGGUGACAGAUUCCCUUACGCUUGGAACUGAUCUUGCAGCUUUUCACUAGGCAGUCUCCCUCUGAUACGAAUUAAAGUAUCUGCCAGUUUCUUGAAGUCCACACUGAGCACAUUAUUACUGUAGAAUAGAGAGUAAUAAAACUUUUCUAUUUUGGCAUUUGCA